This is a messenger RNA of Penaeus monodon (black tiger shrimp), 958 nucleotides long. Its product is annotated as bridging integrator 2-like. The record is from RefSeq and is a predicted model, not a curated record. Gene Ontology annotation, cellular component: cytoplasm; plasma membrane. Gene Ontology annotation, molecular function: phospholipid binding; protein binding. Lineage: Eukaryota; Metazoa; Arthropoda; Malacostraca; Decapoda; Penaeidae.
GUGGUAUGACGGAGAAGACGAGGAAGAUCUCGCCGGCGAGAAUCGGAAGAACGCGAAGAGGAGCGAGAACGACAAAGAGGACGGGAAGGGGACCUUGCCGGAGUCGUCCUCCUCCUCGUCUCCUCUCUCCCCGGCCGUUCCCCCCCCUCCUGCGUUGUCCUCCUCCUCCCCUUCCUCCCCCUCCUCCGUCUUGGUCCCCUCAGACGAGGUUUCCUCGGGGCUUCCUCCUUACUCCGCGUGUCCUUCCUCGGAAAUGCGCGCUGGUGGAGGAGGAGGAGGCGGGGGGGAAGAGGAGGAGGAGGAGGAGGAGGGGGGGAGCCCGGCGGCGGUGGUGGGGAACGGAGAAGAAAACGAAACCUCGCCGCCCACGGCCGCCCACCGCAAGGAAGAGACCCUCGGCCGACCCUACGAGGAGAUCGAGUUCGAGGAGAGGAAACUCAACGGCUCGGUGGGUCCGCCCAGGGCCAACGGCGGGGACGUCAUCGGCACCAAGAUCCCCACAGCCUCCGGGGAAGGGGAGCCCCCCUCCCCCCCCUCGGAGACCCGACCCGCGCCCCAGUCCGCGGCAGAGACUCACUCGGAACAGAUUUACGACAUCCCCGUCGGUCUGAUCACAAGCAGUCUGUUCAAAAAUGGAGCCAGCACGGACAACCUCCCCCCGGGCGUGCUGUACCGCGUGAGGGCCACGUACAAGUACACCCGCGAGGACGUGGAUGAGAUCGGCUUCGAAGUGGGUGACGUCAUCCAGGUGGUGGAGUACGACGACCCCGAGGAACAGGACGUGGAUGAGAUCGGCUUCGAAGUGGGUGACGUCAUCCAGGUGGUGGAGUACGACGACCCCGAGGAACAGCAUAAAACCUUACACGUUGCCAUGCGUUGGAAAAUUCAAGCCAUGGAGAUGAUCCGCGUCUCCGCCUUGGUCGGUCUCAAACGUCUUAAGAUGAAGAAUAUAAAAUAA